Messenger RNA from Pundamilia nyererei, 1792 nucleotides. RefSeq names its product complement decay-accelerating factor. Bases 154 to 1188 code for a protein of 344 amino acids. The transcript is spliced from 13 exons. Lineage: Eukaryota; Metazoa; Chordata; Actinopteri; Cichliformes; Cichlidae. The record is from RefSeq and is a predicted model, not a curated record.
UACAAACAGCAUGACGCGUUCGCAGACAGCAGAGAGUAAAGAGUUGACAGUCUGAGGAGCGGUUCAGGUCUCUCUCUUGCCUCUCUGAGCAAGUUGCGGUUAACGUAAGGAUUUUCCAGAGUUGGACCAGGAUCUUUUUUGUCCUUCUGCGACAUGGAAACUCUAUUGGACACACAGCGAAGACUCAAGUCCCUGCUAUUAAUGUACCUCUUGGUCGUAAAGGCAGCAGGUGACUGUCCUAAACCUGAGGGAGGGAACAAUACUGUCCUAACCAAUGAAUCACUUCUAAAGAAUGUUUUCCCAGAGAAUAUCAUGGUCACGUUAGAGUGUUCUAGUGGAUAUAUUAAAGAAAGCGGCUCUGAAUUUAUAACUUGCAUUAAUGAUCAAUGGACUGAGUCAGAGCUCAUCUGCAAGAAGAAAGACUGUGGUCAACCUCCACCAAAGCCACAUAUGAAGUUUGAUACAAGUCAGGGUACUCUGUUUGGUGUUCUAGUAAAAGUAACUUGUGAAAAAGGUUACCAGAUUAGCGGGUCGAGCUACAAAGAGUGCUAUGAUCAAGGGUGGAGUGGCAGAGCUUCUUGCGAAAUUGUAACAUGUGACAAACCUGCAAUAGCCAAUGGCAAUACUUCAUGGGAUUCUGGAGAUGACCCAGAAUACAACAAUACCAUACGUUACACCUGUCAUGAAGGAUACACCCUCAUAGGGAGUGAUACUGUUGUAUGCGAUGAAACUGGUGAAUACAGUCCUGAUCAACCUGUAUGCAAUGAAGUGACAAGAGCGCCAGCUACUACUUCUCAACCACAAGUUGCCAUAACGGAUUUGACAACAACUGACGCAAAAGUAUCCACGUUUUCAGAUUCCUCUGCUGCACCCACAGUUCACAGAACUCAAACUGUCACAACCAGUUCAAUACCAAAUCUCUCAACUUUACCAAAAGUUUUCAGAGGAAAAGCUACUUCUGCCGGUAUUCUGUCAACUACAUCAUCAUCCUUUCAAGGCAUGCAUGAUGGGAAUGUAAAUACUGCCACGGAUAGUGGAACAGUGGCUGCUGUCGUCAUUGGUGCUGUGGUUUUGUUAGGUGUAAUUAUAGGUUUUUUCCUGUUGCACAAGUUUAACAUGAGAAGAAAAGGCUCAUAUGACACCAGAGAAGACCAGAAGCCGGGGUUAUUACACUUCCAAAAUCUUUAGAUUGCCAGCCUCACCCAGUUCACAUGGAAUUUCACCUUUAUGAAAAGGCCCAAGGAUGUACCAUCAAACUGUGCCUCUCUGAGUUGACGGGGAAAGACAACUUACUUUCAUUGUUGCCGCAGUUCAUUUGGCAGAUAAUCCACCCUGCUGAGCUUACAUAGUUAAAGUAUCAAACUUGGAUUGCCUUUUGUAAUAUUAUAUUUGAUUUUUGCAUUAUUUUAAACCUAAUUUGUAAAUAUUUUAUUGUACUUUAUUAUUGCUGCUUAUAUGCUAUUUAUGUUAUAAAACAGAGUAAAUACAAUAAUGUUCUUUUCUUGUUGUUCUUGCAAAAACAUUUUUUUGUUUGCAGCUUUUGAUCAAUUUUACCACCAUAACUUUACAUGUCAUGUUAUAUGUUAAUGUGUGGUUUCAUUUGGCCAGAAGAAAGGAGGUUAGAAAGAGAUGCAGUGCAUACAGUGUGGUUAAUUCAGUCAGUAGAAUGAAGUGGUGACUUCUAAAGAUACAAUCAGCUGCAUUCUUUGCCUCCUGACUUUCUUUUCAUCAUUGUUUAUUGUUGAGAUCUAAGCUGCGGAAAAAAAGAGUAAACUGCACUCCCAUGAGAAAA